GCGUCGCUGUUCCUCAGGUGCCAGCAUGGAAGGACUGAGGAGCGCUCCCAAGGCGGGGACGGCGGCCCCUUCGGAACCAAGUCCCGGGGAGCUCCUGGGAGACGAUUGUUAUGCAGACUUUUUGCGGGAAGACUUUGAUGUAAAGGCAUAUACAUCUCAAUCGAUUCAUCAAGCUAUUAUUGCUGAACAAUUAGCAAAGCUUGCUCAAGGGAUCAGCCAGUUAGAUAAAGAGCUCCACUUGCAAGUAGUUGCAAGGCACGAGGACUUGCUGGCACAAGCAACUGGCAUAGAAUCUUUGGAAGGUGUUCUUGAAAUGAUGCAGACCAGAAUUAGUGCCCUGCAAAGUACUGUUGACAGAAUCAAAGCCAAAAUUAUUGAUCCCUACAACAAAAUCGUAUCCCGCACUGCACAGUUAGCAAGGCUACAGGCUGCUUGCGACUUGCUGCGGAGAAUAAUACGGAUCUUGUAUCUCAGCAAAAGACUUCAAGGGCAGCUGCAGGGAGGAAGCAGAGAGAUAACAAAAGCUGCUCAGAGUCUCAAUGAGCUUGAUUACCUUUCUCAAGGAAUAGAUCUUUCUGGAAUUGAAGUAAUUGAAAAUGAACUGCUUUUUAUUGCCAGAGCGCGACUUGAAGUGGAAAAUCAGGCUAAACGGUUGCUUGAACAAGGAAUAGAGACUCAGAAUCCUACUCAGGAAGGGACUGCUCUUCAAGUUUUCUAUAAUCUUGGAACUUUGAAAGAUACAAUUACUAAUGUCGUGGAAGGAUAUUGUACAUCCUUGGAGGAGAAUAUCAGCAACACUUUGGAUAUUAAGGUCUUGACUCAGCCUUCUCAGACAGUGGCUAGAGGUGGUCCUGGCCGAGCAGCUAUGCCCACACCAGGAAAUACUGCAGCUUUCCGAGCAGCUCUGUGGACCAAUAUGGAAAAACUGAUGGAUCAAAUCUGUGCAGCUUGUGGACAGGUGCAACAUCUACAGAAGGUAUUGUCUAAGAAAAGAGAUCCUGUUACACAUGUGUGUUUCAUUGAUGAAUUAGCAAAGGAUGGCCAGUCAGACAUUUUGUACACAUUUUGGACAGCAGUAACUCAAACUCUGGCCUCACAAUUUCAGAAAGCAUCUGAUACUUCCAUGUUUUUGAAACAAGCUUUUGAAGGAGAAUACCCUAAAUUACUGAGGCUAUAUAAUGAUUUCUGGAAGCGUCUUCAACAAUACAGUGAAAAUAUUCAAAGAAAUGUUAUUACAAAUGGAAGUGCAGAACAUUUAUCUGAACUUCCACAAAUAGAUGAUGAUGCACAGGACAUAUUCAUGCAAAAGAAACAAGAUUAUGACCCAGAAAAAGCUCUAAAAAAUUCUUUGCAACCUUAUGAAGCUGCCUAUUUAUCAAAAUCAUUAUCUCGGCUCUUCGAUCCUAUCAACCUUGUAUUUCCUCCUGGAGGCCGCAACCCUCCUUCAGCUGAUGAGCUUGACAGCAUUAUCAAAACCAUUGCAAGUGAGCUGAAUGUGGCAGCUGUGGAUGUAAACCUCAGCUUUGCAGUAUCAAAAAACGUGGCAAAGACCAUACAGUUAUUUGGUGUGAAGUCUGAACAACUUCUCUCUACACAGGGAGAAGCUAGCCAGGUGAUUGGCCCAUUAACUGAAGGGCAGAGAAGAAAUGUGGCUGUGGUGAAUUCGCUCUACAAGCUGCACCAGUCAGUUCUAAAAGUUAUCUCCAGCCAAAGUAUGUUUCCAACAGCUUCAGAGGAAAUUGUUACUGCAGCUUUGAAGAUAAUCCAUGAUUUAAUGGGCAAUGCUGUGCAACCUUUACUGGACUCGGUUGGAGACUCAAUAGAAGCUAUUAUCAUGACUAUGCAUCAGGAAGAUUUUUCUGGGUCUCUGCCUCCUUCAGGAAAGCCGGAUGUCCCUUGCUCCUUGUACAUGAAAGAGCUGCAGGGGUUUAUCGCCAGGGUCAUGAAUGACUACUUCAGGCACUUUGAGUGCUAUGACUUUGUCUACGAGAGCACCGAAGCCAUCGCUCAGAGGGCCAUUGAGAUUUUCAUUCGCAAUGCCAGCCUGCUCAGGCCCCUGGGUGAAGGAGGGAAAAUGCGGCUCGCGGCUGACUUUGCUCAGAUGGAGUUAGCUGUGGCACCCCUUUGCAGACGGAUCUCUGAUCUGGGAAAGUCAUACAGACUUCUAAGAUCGUUCAGACCAAUGCUUUUCCAGACCAGCGAGCUUAUUUCUAAUAGCCCGGCUGUGGGAGAUAUCAUUCCAUUCAGUACCAUCAUCCAGUUCUUAUUUACAAGGGCACCACCUGAAUUGAAAUCCCCAUUCCAGAGAGCAGACUGGACCAUUGCCCGUUAUUCCCGGUGGCUAGAUGACCAUCCAGCAGAGAAAGAUCGACUCAUUUUAAUACGAGGUGCAUUAGAAGCUUAUGUUCAAUCCGUAAGAAGCAGAGAAGGCAAAGAAUUUGCACCAGUCUAUCCUGUAAUGGUACAGCUGCUACAGAGAGCCCUGUCCGCUCUUCAGUAAACUGUUUCCUGAAAAACACUGGAAUCAUGUGAUCAACAAAUACUAUAUACUUCUCAAUUGAUAUUAGUAGUAUCUCUCUCAAACUUGCUCACACAUACAUGUUACAGCCUGUUUGACUUUCAUACUUAAAUACAUUCUGCAUAUCUCAGCUUUUUCUAAAUGAUAUUUUUAUAUUUUCUUGUUUUAAUUUAAAACCAAACAUUUCUAUUCCAAAGGCUUUUCUGCAUUUGAUAAAACAAACUAAUCCUAAAUUGACAAGAAAAAAAUGUGCAUGGAUUUACUAUUUUCUUUUCAGCAACAAUUCUAUAGCUUUAAAACAUUAUAUACACACACACACUUAUAAAAUAUUUCAUAUUACUUCAGUGUAAUAUAAUAAAUAUGUACAAUGUUAUAUUAUGAUUGGAAAUGUAAUUAAAAUAUUUCUACAUGCCCUUGUUUUUC
Molecule: messenger RNA, 2941 nt
Organism: Python bivittatus (Burmese python)
Lineage: Eukaryota; Metazoa; Chordata; Lepidosauria; Squamata; Pythonidae
Source: RefSeq, a predicted model, not a curated record